Messenger RNA from Amphibalanus amphitrite, 938 nucleotides. Its product is annotated as 2-iminobutanoate/2-iminopropanoate deaminase-like. Gene Ontology annotation, molecular function: deaminase activity. The record is from RefSeq and is a predicted model, not a curated record. The coding region runs from base 210 to 599 and encodes 129 amino acids. The transcript has 6 exons. Gene Ontology annotation, cellular component: cytosol. NCBI's taxonomy places the organism in Eukaryota, Metazoa, Arthropoda, Thecostraca, Balanomorpha, Balanidae.
AGUACUGAGCCCCUCUCUGCUCUGUACCGCACGUCCAACGUCACUUCGCCGCCAUCAGCUUCACGUCAAGAUCCCAGCCAUGAAGAAAAUCAUCAGCACGCACAAGGGAGCGGCGCCGCAGUUUCCUUACAGUACUGAGCCCCUCUCUGCUCUGUACCGCACGUCCAACGUCACUUCGCCGCCAUCAGCUUCACGUCAAGAUCCCAGCCAUGAAGAAAAUCAUCAGCACGCACAAGGGAGCGGCGCCGCAGUUUCCUUACAGUCAGGCGGUGCUGGCGGACAACACGCUCUACAUCUCUGGCCAGAUUGGUCUGGACGCGGCCACCAUUCAGCUGCGGGAUGGGGUGGAGGCUCAGACCCGACAGGCCAUGGAGAAUGUCGGUCACAUUCUGGAGGCGGCCGGCAUGGCCUUUACAGACGUUGUCAAGUUGACGGUGCUCUUGGCCGAUAUGAACGACUUCGCAAAGGUGAACGACGUCUAUAAAACCUUUUUCACCGGAGACUUCCCAGCGAGAGUGGCCUACCAGGCCGCCGCUCUUCCGAUAGGUGCACGUGUGGAAAUUGAAGGAAUCGCCGUCAAGUCAAACUCCAGCCUGUAGAUUAUCGAAAGCAAAAGCAGCACGAGAGUCGACAAAUGCAGGUUCCGUUUGUAUCUCAGCGAACUACAUUUAGCAACCCACUGUGCGAUGUUCUACGCUUAUCGCGAACUAACGCGUUUUCAUUCUGAUAACGCCCCCAGCACUAUUGGCGCUGAAUUAAACGGUUCUUCAGAUAAUAGAAUCUACAGAAACAAAGCGAUCGCUUAUUCGUUUAUCAUUGACAGUGCAUUGACUACGACAAUGUAAGACCGAUUUGAGACUAGGCGGCUUUAAUUGCACGAUUAAAUGUGAUUCGUCACACAAAAAACGAUGUGAACUACAAAUAUACGGUAAUAUGAU